AUGGAUUUACUGAAGAUAGACUGGCAGCUGUGGAAGAACUACCAAUAUGUGCUGGCCUUCCGCUUUGCCAUCCAGGAGAUCAAUAAGGACCCCCAGCUCCUCCCCAACCUGACCCUGGGUUUCCAACUCUACAAUUCUGUUACCAGUGGCCACUUCACCCUGAGGAGCACUCUGCACUGGCUGACUGGAAAGCAUCAUCUCAUCCCUAACUACACCUGCCAGACACAAGGCAAGGCAGUUGCCAUCAUUGCUGGAACCACGUCAGCAUUUUCAGCUGAAAUUGGAACGAUGUUGGAGCUGUACAAAACCCCACAGAUCACAUAUGGUCCCUUUGAUCCCAUGCUAAGUGAGAGAGCCAAGUUUCCAUCGCUCUAUCAGAUGGCCACCAGUGACAGCUCCCUGGCCUGCGGAAUGCUCUCAUUGCUGCUCCAUUUUGGCUGGAUUUGGGUGGCGAUCUUUGUAUCUAAUGAUCUGAAAGGAGAGCAGUUCCUUCAGGAUAUUUCAGCCGAGAUGGGGGAAAUCCCUGGCCUCAAGCAUUUUGUCAAGACAGUGGACCCUUCCCACUACCCAGAAGAUUUCUUCCUCAGUCAACUAUGGCUUCAUGCUCUUCACUGCUUACCUCCUGGGUCACACUGUGGAACAGUUGGAGUCUGCCCCCCAAAUGCUUCCUUUGAGUUUUUCCCAGGACACAUUGACAUGCUGACCAUAUCUGACUCCAGCUAUUUCAUCUACAAUGCUGUGUAUGCAGUGGCCCAUGCCCUCCAUAAGAUGCUUUCAGAGCAAAUAGAAAAGGGAUCUCCAGGAGAUGCAGCUCAACCUAGGAUUCUUCCAUGGCAGCUUCAUCCACUUCUGAGGAACAUCCAAUUUACCAACAGUGCUGGGGAGGAUGUUUCCUUCCAUGAAACGAGACACCGUAUGAAACACUACGAUAUCCACAACAUUGUGAACUUUCCUGCUGGAUUUCGGAUGCUCAUUAAAAUCGGGGAGUUUUCCUCUGAGAAUGCACAUGACCAAGGCUUGAUCCUCAAUGAAGAGAUGAUAGAAUGGCCUGUAGCAUUCAAGGAGACUCCUCAGUCUUUGUGUAGCCAGAGAUGUGGUCCAGGAUUCAGGAAAAUGCCACAGGAAGGAAGACCUGUCUGCUGCUAUACUUGUGUUGUUUGUCCAGGAAGAGACAUUUCCAAUCAUUCAGAUGCAGAGCAGUGCAUCCCGUGUGCAGAUCAUGAAUACCCAAACCUGGAGAGAAACCACUGCCUCCCCAAGCUGGUGACCUUCUUAGGCUUUGAGGAAUCCCUGGGGAUUGCUCUGGCCUGCAUGGCUCUGUGCUUCUCUGUCCUCACAGCUGCGGUCCUCUGGGUCUUUGUGAGGCACCGAGACACUCCCAUCGUCAAGGCCAAUAACAGGACCCUCAGCUACAUCCUGCUCAUCACCCUCCUCCUGUGCUUCCUCUGCUCCUUACUCUUCAUUGGCCGUCCCAACACAGCCACCUGCCUCCUCCAGCAAAUAGCAUUUGGCCUUGUGUUCACAGUGGCUGUUUCCACUGUGCUGGCCAAGACCAUCACUGUGAUUCUGGCCUUCAAGGUUACAAAACCUGGAAAAAAAAUGAGGCAAUUUUUGGUAUCAGGUGCUUCUAAAUUCAUUAUACCCAUCUGCUUCCUGAUCCAACUGGCUCUCUGUAGCAUCUGGUUGGGAACCUCUCCUCCCUUUCUUGACAUAGAUGUACACUCUGAGCCUGGUCACAUCAUCCUGGUGUGCAACAAGGGCUCGGUCACUGCCUUCUAUUGUGUCCUGGGCUACCUGGGCUCCUUGGCCCUGGCCAGCUUCACCGUGGCUUUCCUAGCCAGGAAUCUGCCUGACACGUUCAAUGAAGCCAAGUUCCUGACGUUCAGCAUGCUGGUGUUCUGCAGUGUCUGGGUGACCUUCCUGCCUGUCUACCACAGCACCAAGGGGAAGGUCAUGGUGGCUGUGGAGAUCUUCUCCAUCUUGGCCUCCAGUGCAGGGCUCCUGGGCUGCAUCUUUGUUCCCAAGUGCUAUGUUAUUCUCAUAAAACCUGAUAAAAAUUCUGUGAAAGCUUUAAAGAACCAGAGAAGCUCCAAUACUCACAUAAGUUCAAUAUGA
Messenger RNA from Lepus europaeus (European hare), 2115 nucleotides. RefSeq names its product vomeronasal type-2 receptor 116-like. Gene Ontology annotation, cellular component: membrane. Gene Ontology annotation, biological process: G protein-coupled receptor signaling pathway. NCBI's taxonomy places the organism in Eukaryota, Metazoa, Chordata, Mammalia, Lagomorpha, Leporidae. Bases 1 to 2115 code for a protein of 704 amino acids. The transcript has 8 exons. The record is from RefSeq and is a predicted model, not a curated record. Gene Ontology annotation, molecular function: G protein-coupled receptor activity.